Messenger RNA from Saprolegnia parasitica CBS 223.65, 840 nucleotides. RefSeq lists its product as hypothetical. The transcript is spliced from 2 exons. NCBI's taxonomy places the organism in Eukaryota, Oomycota, Saprolegniomycetes, Saprolegniales, Saprolegniaceae. Gene Ontology annotation, biological process: intracellular signal transduction. The record is from RefSeq and is a predicted model, not a curated record. The coding region runs from base 1 to 840 and encodes 279 amino acids.
AUGAGCCGUGGCAGCGGCAAGUCGGAUUUCGACUCGGACGAUGGCAGCGACGCCGUCUCAUCCGAUCGCGGUGGCAUCGUCAAGGCCAAGGCGUCGCUCCCGUUUCCGUACAACAAGCUGCCGACAUCGCUGGACCUCGACUCGCUCUCUCCAUUCAAGGAGGCGCGUGCGAUGCGCAUGCAGGACAUCAAGGUCGCGUUCCACAACGGCCUUCCGCAAGAGUUUUACAAGGCGAUCGGCCGCUUUCUGCGCAAGAUCAUCGAGGUCAAACGCCGCUUCCAGAAGCUCAAGCCCAUCAAGGACUGCUUCCUCGGCUCGGACGCGGUCGGCGCGCUCAUGUUUUAUGGCUUUGCGAUCGACGAAAACGAGAGCAUCUUGCUCGGCAACGUGCUCCUUAAGCUCGGGUACAUUGAAGACGUGCAUGGCCCGGCGGCGACGAUCCUCAACAAGUCGGACGCGUUCUACCGCUUCUCGAAAGCGCUCGAGUUCCACGACGACAACGCGGCCUUGUCGCUCGAGAACGACGCACUCGCCAACGCAGCGGACAUGCACGCGCUCAUUUCGGAAGAGAGUUUGGCGAUCUUGACGCGCGUCUUGCACCACGUGCUCGAGAAGAAGAACAAACUGCUCUUCCACAAAGGCCACGUCGGCUGCUUCAUGGGCGCGGAGCUCGUCAUGGCGCUGCGCGAGAUGAAGAUUGCGACGUCGACGAUCGACGCGAUCCUUGUCGGGCAGUCGAUGUUCGAGGACCAGCUCAUCGCGGCCGUGGACCCUCGCACGUCGAGCUUCCAGAACCGGUACACCAUGUUCCGCCUCGUCACGACCGCGCCGUCGGUCUGA